This is a messenger RNA of Jatropha curcas, 2892 nucleotides long. Its product is annotated as putative glycosyltransferase At3g07620. The record is from RefSeq and is a predicted model, not a curated record. Gene Ontology annotation, molecular function: glycosyltransferase activity. NCBI's taxonomy places the organism in Eukaryota, Viridiplantae, Streptophyta, Magnoliopsida, Malpighiales, Euphorbiaceae.
UAACUUCCUUUUUCUUCUUCUUCGAGUGAAAUCUUGAGAUAAGCAAAGAACCCAAAGAAGAAAACAAGAGAGCUUAAGAUAAAAAAAACCAUUGCCAUCAACAGCGACAACACCAGGUAAACUUCACUUUCAGUUGUUAUUACUACUGAUUGUAUUUUUCCCCGUAGAGCAACAGAGAGAGAGUUUAAAAAAGGAAAAGAAAAAAAAAGAAAGAAGUCCUGUUUGGUGACUGAAGAAUAAAAUGGAGGAGCGAAAUAGCUGAAUCUACAACUGUUUAAGUUUUCUCCUAAAACUUGUUGAUCAAUCAGACUCCAAAGGCAAAAUAUAGUUUGGGCAUUUUACCCGUUACUUUUUCAGAAUCCGAACGAAGUUCAAUAGAUCCUUACCUCUGAUAUGGAAAUCAGGGAUGAUAUAUAUGAUUGGAAGUCAAGAACAUCUUCUAAUUGACUGGUUUUCCAAUGGGUCAAGAAUUUCGAUACUGGUGUCCAAUGGAAACCCGGAGAUUGCUAUGGCUUGUGGGAGUGAUGUUUGUUGUGAUAAUGAUAUUCCAACUUUUAGAAGUACCAGCUGGUAAUAUUCUAUCAUUUAUAUCUUCUGUUCAUAAUGAUCAAAUAGCAGAAAAUGGUAACUUGUUAAGAGAUGAUGCAUUAUCAAAAUCUGAUAUGGUCAGUAACAUGACUUUAUUAAAUGAUUUGAAUUCGACUUAUGCUGAUGAUGUGCAUGAGAGAGCUGGCAAAUAUGGAAAAGAGAAGGAUGCUGGUGUAAACUAUGACUUUGAAUCAGAAGCAAGUGUAGUUUCUAACCACUCUUCAGGAAUAGACAGCCACGAUAAAGAGUCUUCACUUCACCAGGUGCUACAACCAAAUGGAACCCUGAAUCCCAUCAACAAUUUUGGUGAAAUAUCUGUAUCAGAUGAAACUGGACACAGAUUUUCUAGAGAAAAUAUGAGUUUGCCAUUAGAAAACACCAGAACAUCAGAUGCAAAUAAUGACCUUGUAUCGGAAGCAAGUAUAGGCAUGAACCCUGAGAUAGACAACCAUGAUGAUGAUGAUGAGGACAACGAUGAUGACGAGAACGACUCUUCAUUGCAGCCCUCUAUACAUUCAGCAGUGGAUACUGCUAGCAAUCCAGGUAAUAGUUCAGAACCAGAUGAAACUGGGAAGAGUUUUUCUGAUGAGAAUUCCAUUUUCUUAUCCGAAAAUACUAGAAUUUCCAAUAGUGGAAUUGCAUCCAUUGUGCCUGUCUUACCACCAGAAAAUUCUUCACCCAAUGUAACGUUUCCAAGGAGUGAGGAGUCUAGUAUUAGAACUCCUGUUGCACAUAUUGAUUCUAACACUUCUUCCUUGGAUAAAGAUUCAAUGUCCAAUUCAGACAAUCAUGGAAAAUCAGGCAAACUGCAAAAUAAUAUCGCCAAAUUGAAUGAAAAUUCUCCUGUGACUACCAAUUUCGAGUUGAAGAAAAUGCCUAAAUUGCCAAUCUCAGGGGUGAUUUCAGUUUCUGAGAUGAACAGCUUACUGCUUCAGAGUUGGUCUAGUUCUAGCUUAAUGAGAUCAAGAAGGAAUUCAGCAGUUGACCAAGAGCUACUACAUGCAAAAUCACUGAUUGAAAAUGCUCCCAUUGUAGAAAAUGAUGCUGUACUUUAUACUCCUCUUUAUUGGAACUUCUCCAAGUUCAAAAGGAGCUAUGAAUUAAUGGAAAAUAUGCUGAAAGUUUAUAUUUAUAAGGAAGGAGAAAAGCCAAUAUUACAUCAGCCAGUACUCAAGGGAAUAUAUGCUUCAGAGGGAUGGUUCAUGAAACAUUUGGAAGCUAGCAAAAAAUUUGUCACAAAAAAACCAAGGAAAGCCCACCUGUUUUACUUACCUUUUAGUUCUCGAAACUUGGAGUUAGAGUUAUAUGUUCCUAAUUCACAUAAUCAUAAGGGCCUAGUAGAAUAUUUGAAGAAUUAUUUGGACAUGAUCGUGGCAAAAUACCCUUUCUGGAACAGAACUGAAGGAAUGGACCAUUUUCUUGCUGCUUGUCAUGACUGGGCCCCAUCUGAAACAAGAAAAGUCAUGUCAAAUUGUAUAAGAGCCCUCUGCAAUGCUGAUGUUAGAGAAGGUUUUGUUUUUGGCAAAGAUGUGUCUCUUCCAGAGACAAAUGUGCGCAUGCCUCAGAAUCCUCUUAGAGAUCUUGGCGGCAGACCUCCUUCCCAGAGAUCAAUCCUGGCAUUCUUUGCAGGCAGCAUGCACGGGUAUCUACGGCCAAUCCUGUUGAAGCACUGGGCCAAUAAAGAUCCUGACAUGAAAAUACUUGGUAGGAUGCCUAAGGCCAAAAGGAAAAUGAACUAUGUUCAGCACAUGAAGAGCAGCAAGUAUUGUAUUUGUGCAAGAGGUUUUGAAGUCAAUAGCCCAAGAAUUGUGGAGGCCAUUAUGUAUGAGUGUGUUCCAGUGAUAAUAUCAGACAAUUAUGUGCCUCCAUUUUUUGAGGUCUUAAAUUGGGAAUCUUUUGCUGUUUUCAUCCUAGAGAAGGAUAUUCCAAAUUUGAAGAACAUACUUCUUUCAAUACCCGAGAAAAGGUUUCGACAGAUGCAAAUGAGGGUCAAAAAGGUCCAACAGCAUUUUCUUUGGCAUGCUAGGCCUGUCAAGUAUGAUCUCUUCCAUAUGAUACUUCACUCGGUUUGGUACAACAGAGUAAUGCAGCAGAGAUAAAUAAGAAAGUUUGCAGAUUAUGGUUAUGGACGAUUCCAAUUGGUUGUGGAUAUUGAGAAAAUUUGUGUACAUUAGACAUAAAUUUGGCAGAAAAUAAAUAUCCUUUGUUGUAUAUGUUAGGCUAUCUUUCUCUUGUAAAUGCUUAUAGAUACAGCUGAUUUUUACUUUCUUAUACCCAUUGAAAUAAAGAUUUUUGGGUGCAAAA